AUGUCUACCAUACAAAGAAAAGGCAGUAGCCACCUAUUCAACAGUUUGCACACCUGUAGACUGAAGCUUCCUGAGGAACAGCAACAUCAAGAAAAAUCUAUCAUUGCUCAACCAAUAUUUGUUUUUGAAAAGAGAGAACAAACUUUUAAGAGACCUGCAGAAGACACCCUAUGUGAAGCAGCAGAACGUGAAUGCAAUGAGUUUUCAAGAAAGCGUGCCAGGGCUUCAUCUUUUACUUGGCAUACUACAGAUUCUCAGAACCAAGGAGUGAAGAAAAACAAUGUUUUUAUGACAUCAAACUCUGUGCAAAGGAAUGCUGAUCUGAACAGUGCGGAACAAGGUCCCGUGAAACAUUCUGAGCUUGUACUAAGACCUGCUAUUUUGCAGCCACCUCAAGCUCAAGGGUAUAUAAAAGUGAGAAAAUCAUUUGGAUACAAUGUGUUGGAAUCCUGUAAGGUUAAAGAAAAAAACAAAAGUAAGAUUUAUGAGGGGAACUCUUAUUUGCUAAGUGAAAACUUACCAAGUGCCAGAAUUUCAAUCCAGGUGUCUACUAAUCAGAAUGCUUUAGAUACUACAUCACCACGAUGUCAACCAAAUGAAGAUAAAUAUUCUAUGAAAAGCUGCAGUUCUGAUUUUGUUUUUGGAGAAAACAUGGUAGAAAGAGUUUUGGGUACUCAAAAACUCACUCAGCCUCAACUCGAAAGUGAUUCAUACAUCAAGGAAAAACCAUUCAAAUUCACUCUAAAAAUUCCUAUCAACUCUCCAAACUCAAGAACAGACACUAUUGAAAAUAUAUCCCUAAUUGAAUCAGCUACUGCUUUCUCUUUUAAACCAUCACCAAAAUGUUUGCUGGAGAAAAUUGAUGUUAUAACAGGGGAGGAGGCAGAACACAAUGUGUUAGAGAUCAACUGCAAGCUUUUUAUAUUCAACAAAACAACACAGUCCUGGACUGAAAGGGGCAGAGGAGCUUUGAGACUGAAUGACACAGCAAGCAGUGAUUGCGGAACAUUCCAGUCAAGAUUAAUUAUGCGCAAUCAAGGCAGCCUGAGGCUGAUUCUCAACAGCAAACUCUGGGCUCAGAUGGAGAUUCAAAGAGCAAAUCACAAAAAUUUACAAAUAACAGCUACCGAUUUAGAAGACUAUAACGUCAAAGUGUUUUUAAUUCAGGCCAGUGCCAAAGACACAGGACGUAUGCACGCAGCCAUCCAUCACCGUCUUGUUGCACUUCGAAGCUUUGACAAGCAGACAGAUGCAAAUCAAACUGAAAGCCAGUCAGAGACAGUCCUCCAACAGUUUAACUAUGAUAGCUGUGAUGAGGAUGAAGAGGAUCUCAUCCAAGCUACUAAAGCUAGAUCAGGUAAAGGACUUUUCUUCUGCUGGUUUGAGGUUUAA
Budorcas taxicolor (takin) is the source of this 1392-nucleotide messenger RNA. RefSeq names its product RAN binding protein 3 like (gene RANBP3L). The transcript has 13 exons. Gene Ontology annotation, cellular component: cytoplasm; nuclear pore. Gene Ontology annotation, biological process: protein export from nucleus. The record is from RefSeq and is a predicted model, not a curated record. The coding region runs from base 1 to 1392 and encodes 463 amino acids. Lineage: Eukaryota; Metazoa; Chordata; Mammalia; Artiodactyla; Bovidae. Gene Ontology annotation, molecular function: GTPase activator activity.